Molecule: messenger RNA, 476 nt
Organism: Alternaria ventricosa
Lineage: Eukaryota; Fungi; Ascomycota; Dothideomycetes; Pleosporales; Pleosporaceae
Exons: 1
Source: RefSeq, a predicted model, not a curated record
AGGUGGCUAAAGACGCGGCGAAUAGGUGGAUAAUCAGCGACCUCAUCAGGCUAUGUGUCUUUUCCUGGCUAGGCAUUCGGCACACCUGUUGCGAUCUAUGGUGGUUCAUGGACUCUCUCUACCAAACGACCGAGCCUGACCUUCAGCGUGCGCCUCCUCCGCGAUACCCCCCAGACAAGUUGCGCCGCAUCCAAGAAGAAGACGCCUAUCUCGUACGUCUGCUAGAAGACUUGGUACCUCUCCUUGACGCACAGUACGACUCGCACGACGGCGAUCUAUUAUCUUUUGUCGACGACGUACUAGUACCGGAGGUCAACAUUGUACUGGAUCGACUGAAGCAAGAGGACGAGGCUGCACAUGCUGCGGGUAGGCGAGAGAUGGGUGUUGUCAUGGUUGAUGAAGGUGAGGACGGUUUGAUCGAAGAAGACGAAAGCGAAUCGCUUGAUGAGGUCGAGAGCGAUGCUGUGGACGAGUAA